UGGUUAGCUCAUUGUGUGUGUGUGUGAGAGGUGAAUGUUUGAGUGUGUGCAGCAACAAUGUCUUCAGUUCAGUCUCUGAGAGAGUUUAUCAGCGAGCGACUAACUGCUGCUGCUGAAGAAAUAUUCACAGAGUUUGAAAAAACCAUCGUCCGGUACGAGGAAGAGAUCGAUCGUCAGCGCAGACUGCUGGACAUCAGCUGGAAACCUCACACACACCUGCACACAACAGAACUCCCGCAGCAUUUUGUCUGGAGACGUGAGGAGCUGGAGGUUCUCACUGAGCAGCAGCUCAGGAACCACAAGAUGAACUCUGGAUUGGACCAGGAGGAACCACAACCUCCAGCAGGAGAUCAUCAACCACAGAAAACAGAAGACCAGGAGGAACCCAAACAUUUACAACAAGAGGAACCUGAACCUCUAGAGGAAGAACCAGACCUUCCAGAGAAGGAACCAGAAUCACAAGUUAAAGAACCAGAACCUCCACAGAUGAAAGAGGAACAGGAGGAACUCUGCAUCAGUCAGGAUGAAGAGCAGCUUGGUGUGAAGCUGGCAGCUGAGACCUUCAUGGUGACUGUUGGCUUUGAGGAAAAAGGUCACUGGGAACCAGAAGCAAACUGGGAACAACUCCUUCAGAAUUCUCCUGAAGCUGAGACUCAAGAUCAGGAAGGAAGCAGGACUGAAGAUCCUGGAUCCAGCAGAGAAGAGGAGCUGACACAGAACGAGAGACGUCCUCAAACCAGAGAACAUGGAGACGAUGUGGACAGUCCAGAACUGAAGAGACACAAGAAAAGUCACACAGAACUUCAGCAGAAUUAUGCCUGCAAAGAAGAGGAAGUUCUCACUGAGUUGCAGAUCAAGAACCAGGAGUGGAACUCUGGUUUUGACCAGGAGGAUCCACAACCUCCAGCAGUAGAUCGACAACCUCGAAAAAGCCAAGACCAGGAGGAACCACUUGUACAGAUUAAAGAGGACCUGGAAGAACCAGCACUUCCACAGACAAAAGAGGAACUGGAGGAACCAGUACCUUCACAGAUGAAAGAGGAGCAGGAGGAACUCUGUAUCACUCGGGAUGAGGAGCAUCAAGUUUUGAAGCUGGAGGCUGAGACCUUCAUGGUGACAGUUGAGGAUACAGUCCACUGCGAACCAGGACCAAACUGGGACAAGCUCCCUUCACAGAACUUUCCUCAUAUUGAGAACCAAGACCGGGAAGAUGCAGGAACAUCUAGAGACAGAGAACUGAACCCCAAGAACCGACCAGACAGAAGCCAAAGGAUAAUCAUCAAAUGA
This is a messenger RNA of Nematolebias whitei (Rio pearlfish), 1287 nucleotides long. RefSeq names its product trichohyalin-like. The transcript has 5 exons. NCBI's taxonomy places the organism in Eukaryota, Metazoa, Chordata, Actinopteri, Cyprinodontiformes, Rivulidae. The record is from RefSeq and is a predicted model, not a curated record. The coding region runs from base 58 to 1287 and encodes 409 amino acids.